CUCCUUCUCCGAGCCGCUUGGGCGCGCAGGGCCGGUGCCGGGACGGACGGACGGACCGAGAGGAUCGUGUGCGGCGGGGACCCGGGUCCCACCCCGCGCCGGCUACCCACGACCCGAGCUCGAGUGGCGCCCCCGGGACCCUCCGGACCGUGGUGGCUGCCGGGUCUCCGACGGGAGCCGUCCCUUCCCGGGUGUCCGCGUCCCCACGGGCACUAUGAACGAAGAGGAGCAGUUUGUCAACAUUGACUUGAACGAUGACAACAUCUGCAGUGUUUGUAAACUGGGAACAGACCAAGAGACGCUGUCCUUCUGCCACAUCUGCUUUGAGCUGAAUCUCGAGGGAGUACGAAAAUCUAGUCUUUUACACACCAAAUCACUGAGAGGCCAUAAAGACUGCUUUGAAAAAUAUCAUUUAAUUGCAAACCAGGAUUGUUCUCGAUCCAAGCUUUCCAAAAGUACCUAUGAAGGCGUUAAAACCAUUCUGAGUAAGAAGAUAAACUGGAUUGUACAGUAUGCACAAAAUAAGGAUAUGGACUUGGAUCCCGAGUGUUCCAAAAAUACCCAACCUCACCUGUUUAACCUCAGGCAUAAGCCAGAUAAGAAAUUGCUCCCACAGUUUGACUCUCAGGUGCCAAAGUACUCUGCCCAAGGGAUCGCUGGGAACACGGGUGCCGUCUCGAGCUACACACAAAGGAUUUGGGAGCAGGGGGAAAAUACAGACUACGGGCUUGCUCUAUUGCAAGGCUCAGAUGCACUGUGGCCUCACAAACACAACCAGGCGCAGAAGAAAGAAGAGAUGAGCUCCGGUCCAGAGGCAGCUGUCCCGGCCCAGAAUCCUCAUUACAGCAGAGAGCAGCUGAAUUCAAUGACUCUUGAGGAAGUAGAAGAACUGAACACAAGGCUCCAGCAGCAAAUCCAGGGAGUUUUUGAAGAGUUAACGCACCAAGUGCAAGAAAAAGACUCUCUGGCGUCCGAGCUCCAUGUCCGCCACGUUGCCAUCGAGCAGCUUCUCAAGAACUGCUCCAAGUUACCAUGCCUGCAAGUCGGCCGGGCAGGAGCGAGGUCACACCUGCCCAUAAACAACUGAACUGCACGUAGUUCCUGUGCUUCCCCUGCUGGUCUGCCGAGCAUGUGUACCUAGAAAAUGUUUGAAGAAAGUUACGGUCCAUUUUUAUGGUUGUUGUACUUGCAAAACAUAAGAUAAUAUUUAUUAUCUUUACCUAAUAAAGCGGAUCACUCUA
Messenger RNA from Peromyscus eremicus (cactus mouse), 1241 nucleotides. It is a transcript of the gene C12H21orf91, whose product is annotated as chromosome 12 C21orf91 homolog. The record is from RefSeq and is a predicted model, not a curated record. Bases 215 to 1087 code for a protein of 290 amino acids. NCBI's taxonomy places the organism in Eukaryota, Metazoa, Chordata, Mammalia, Rodentia, Cricetidae. The transcript has 5 exons.